GCGUGCGCGUGCGCGUGGCAUACCGCACACGGGGCUCGCGCAAGACAAUAGAAUUACGCGAUUGUUCGGCGUUUGAGCCGCCCGCGCGCUCCUCGGGAGUACGCCGAGAUCGGCGCGGUUGUUAAGAAACGACCUGCGUUUAGGAGUGUGUGCGUGUGUGUGUGCGCGCGCGCGCGUGUGUGUGUUUCUCUUCUUCGCUCAUCUCGUGGAAACCCGUGAAGUCGUGGAGCCACUUGAAGCCCGACGACGCCCCCCUCGCCGCAAACUGGCCAAUAGCAGCCGAGAGGCAGAGUUGUCCUCCUGGCCGCCAUUAAAGAAUCCAAUCCAUGAAUUGAAAUAAUGGAAAUCUGCGGGAGCCAUGGAUCGGCGAGAAAGGAGUAGCCGAUGAUCCAAUUCCGCGAGUUUACGGCUUUUUUUUGGGGGGGACAGUUUUUAUUACGUCAGAGCGUUGCGUCGGUUUGGGCGAUCGGGGGGGGGGCGGCGUAGCUAAUUGUUCUAUUUAGCUGGCUAGCUAAACGCUGGGGUCGCUGGUAUGUUAGCUUGCGCGCUAGCAGGCUAGCAGAGAGAGAGAGGGGGAGAGAGAGAGAGAGACACACACACACACACACACACACCAGGGGGAGGGGAGAGUUCCUCCGCUCCGAAAUCGCUUCAGAUCGACUGGCUAGCGUUAGCGUUAGCUCGCUAGCGAGGUGAAGUUUCCCCCCCCCCCCCCUUGGCUAGCGACCUCCUGUUAUUUCCAUCUCGCGCACAGCGCCAUUGUUGUCUCGCCGACGCUAAGAGCGGCUGGCUGGCGUCAACGCCGACGUCGCCCGUCCGAAGUUAAGGACAUGUAGCGUCGAGCCUGUCGAUAGGUUAACCCAGCGACGCCGGACAACACGCUUCCACCGGAAUCGGAACAGCGAUAGGCUUCGCGAUUGACGGCGGUCUUGCCCCGAUGCUAGCCUAGCCGUCGAGCUAGCGUCGGCUAGCGCCGGUCGGAAGUCGAUCCCGUGUUCAGGCCGACGCGCGCUAGCCGCGGCUAGCGAGUCGCCAGCGUCUGAGUUUCGGUUGGGUGGUGGUGUUGGGGGGGUGGGGGUGCAUCUCGUGAAAGAGCGCAGAGCUUCGCCAACAUUAGUUUGUCGCCCGUCGCGGCGACUGAGACAAUGGGACGCGCCGCGGCUGCCACGCAGUGAAGAGGAUGAGUUCGUGCUGCGUACCCAACGGGGCCAGUUUGGAGGACUGCCACUCCAACCUGUUUUGCUUGGCCGACUUGACUGGCAUUAAAUGGCGACGUUUCGUGUGGCAGGGGCCCACCUCCUCGCCCAUCCUUUUCCCUGUGACUGAGGAGGACCCUAUCUUAUGUAGCUUCAGCCGAUGCUUGGCGGCAGAUGUGCUGAGUGUGUGGAGGAGGCAUCACACGCCGGGGCGCAGAGAACUCUGGCUCUUCUGGUGGGGGGAUGACCCCAGUUUUGCAGAACUCAUCCAUAAUGAGCUCUCAAGUGAGGAGGAUGGCGAGUGGGAAAGCGGGCUGUCAUAUGAAUGCCGCACCCUCCUGUUCAAAGCCAUCCAUAACCUCUUGGAACGCUGUCUCAUGAACCGUGGCUUUGUCCGCAUCGGCAAGUGGUUCGUUAAACCCCACGAGAAGGAGGAGAAGCCCAUCAAUAAGAGUGAGCAUCUGUCAUGUGCCUUCACCUUCUUCGUGCACGGCGACAGCAAUGUGUGCACCAGCGUGGAGAUUGCCCAACAUCAGCCUGUCCAGCGACUGAGUGAAGAGCACCUUAGUCUAGCCCAGCAGAGCUCCAGCCCCUUGCAAGUCAUCCUGAGCCCCUAUGGUUUGAAUGGGACUCUGACGGGACAGGCCUUUAAGAUGUCGGACCAUCCCACGCAGAAGCUCAUAGAGGAAUGGAGACAGUUUUAUCCCAUCAGCCCCAGCCCCAGGGAAGUCCAAGAGGACAAGAUGGAUGAUGUGGACUGGGAGGACGACUCAUUGGCUGCCGUGGAAGUCCUCGUGGCGGGAGUGAGGAUGGUGUACCCAGCCUGCCUGGUGCUUAUCCCUCUGUCAGACCUCCCUGCUGUGGUUCCUCAGGGCUCAGCCAACACCUCAGGCAACCUUUGUGGAACCCAGCAAGGCCAGGCUGCUCACAGAGACCCCGCCAUGUCCUCUGUCACUCUUACUCCUCCGACAUCGCCAGAAGAAGCUCAGACCGAUUGUCAGCCUGCCCAGAGGUGGUUGAAACUGUCAUCUGCAUCUGAUGGCUACAGCUCCAACAGUGGUGGUCUCCAUGGAGGCAAGAUCCCUCACAGACUGGCCAGCCAGGUGGUGGAGUCUGUAUGGCAGGAGUACAACAUCAACCGUGCUGAGAACAAGAGAAAAUUUUCUACCUUAACAAAUGGGACCUGUGAAGAGCAGGCAGAAAAAUCAGGUCUUUGGGACUUUGUGGAGCCCACUCACAGGGCACAUUGUAAUUGCUCAAGGUAUAAGAAUCAGAAGCAACGAUCUUGCAGCAUCUCAGGACACCCCCCUUCAUCAGGCCAGCCCCCUCAGCCAGCCCCCAAGCACAAGCUGGGAGAGAAGCUAGAGAAGGGGGAAAAGCAGCAGAAGAGACCCCAGACACCAUUUCAUCACCGCAGCUCUGUGAGCGAGGAGCUCUCCUUAGAGCCUCAGGCCCAGAGGCUCUGUCUGCGAACGCAGGAGGAGGGCUCCUACCCCAGCCUGCACCAUGUGGACAUGGCCCCCUCCAAAGCUCCAACACUGCACACCCAUGGGCCCCCAGCUGACCUGGCCGGCUCUCCCCAGCCCCCUCCUCUCAGUCCCCAUCCCUGUGACCAGGUAGAGACUGAGCCAGGUGCCCUGAAAAGCUCUUCCACGCCCAUUCACCAGCCUUUUUACCCCCCAUCGGUGGAGCCCUGCCUGCUGCCUCAGAAGGCCUCCUCCGAGGAGCCCCACCUGGAGCCCAUGCCUGUGUCUCUGCCCUUCCCCCCAGCCUACACUGAGGCCCUGGAACCCACCGUUUUUGUGGGUUCAGCCAUCAACCCCAAUGAAGAUUCCACCCACAACCCCUGGAAGUAUUUCAACCUGCCCAGAAAGAAGGGAUCAGAUUUCUUCACACCUCAACUGCCUAUGGACAGAAUACGAGACGACGUAGGAGGAGGGGCUGGAUCAGAGAGUGUGGUGUCUGUCACUGAGUUGAUGUCGAGCUCCACACGGCCCCUGAAGGUAUCUCAGGAGCUGGUUAAGACGUAUGCCCAACGGAGAAAUAGCCAUUUAGUCUCCGCCACGGGGGACAGCGAGCACAGUGAAGAGCCGGACCCUUACGCCUUUGUGGAAGGAGAUGAGGAAUUUAGCUUCACAGAGAAGAAGGAAAAGCCUGGGGCGGAGAGAGAGGCUAGCAAGAAACACAAGGGGGAUGAUGCAAUUGGAACUUCAGCUGAUGAUGGCCAAGGGUCAGGCAGCAAACCUUCAGCCUCCACCAGUCUCAUUCAUGAGAAUGACCUGGCCGUGUCUUUCAGUGACCUUGAUAAAAUCUUCAACUCUGACGAAGAUGAGCUUGCGCCUGGGUCUAGAAGAGCUGGUGUUAGCACAGAGGACAAGUUUGGUUGCAAGGAAAACAAACCAGCAACCCUAGAUCCCCUGUCUUGCAUAAGCUCAGCAGACCUGCACCAGAUGUUUCCCACCCCUCCCUCUCUGGAGCAGCACAUCAUAGGCUACUCCCCCAUGAACACUGGGGGUAAGGAGUAUGGUAGUGUGGAGGCUGGAGCAGGCCUCACCCUGUUGGAUGGCAGCCAGCUAAGCAGCCACUAUAAGAUGGAGGUGGAGGAGGGUUUCUGCAGCCCGAAGCCUUUUGAAAUCAAGGACUACUCCUUUGUGUACAAGCCGGAAGCAUGUCAGUCAUUCAUAGGCUGCUCGAUGUAUGCUCCCCUGAAGACGCUGCCCAGCCAGUGUCUUAUGCCCAUCAAGCUUCCAGAAGACUGUGUGUACACACCCAGCUGGACGAUGGGCAAAAUGGAGCUCAUACCUCCUGUCCCGGCCAUGAGUCUCCUAACCAAAGACAGUAACAUCCCCAGUGUGGAGCCAGAGUACAGCCAGAGCUAUACACCACAGACCCACACACCGUUCAUGUCUAACAGUGCUCCACCCAGCAACAGCGGUGCGGGUAUCCUCCCCUCCCCAGCCACACCACGCUUCUCCGUCCCAACUCCUCGCACCCCACGCACCCCCCGGACACCCCGCGGCCCAUCCAGUGUCACAGGCUCGCUCAAGUACGACAACUCGGACCUCUACUCGCCCGCCUCUACGCCCUCCACCUGUCGACCACUCAGCUCGGUCGAGCCGGCCACCGUGCCCUCUAUCCCGGAGGCACACAGUCUCUACGUCACCCUGAUCCUUUCCGAGUCGGUCAUGAACCUCUUCAAGGACUGCAACUUCGACAGCUGCUGCGUGUGCGUGUGCAACAUGAACAUCCGGGGAGCUGACGUGGGUGUGUACCUCAAUGACAACGGGGAAGCCCAGUACCCCUGCACCUGUGGCUUCAGUGCAGUCACAAACCGGCGUUUCGGCCAGUCCGCCGGGCUCUUCCUGGAGGAUGAGCUGGACGUGGUGGGGCGGGGCUCAGACGCCAGCCGGGACACAGAGAGGUGCUUUGAAGAGCUGCGGGCUGCCUCCGUGCACACAGCUGGUAACCUGAAGGAGAAGCCUCCAGAUGAGCUCAUUCUGCUCCUGCAGGACCAGUGCACCAACCCUUUCGCCCCCAUGGCAGGUGUGGAUUAUCCCAUGCCUGUGAGCCCUGCCCCCAGAUCCUUCCUGCGAGUGGAGGAGAGAGACUGUUAUAACGACUGUUACAUGGCACUGGAGCAUGGCCGGCAGUUCAUGGACAAUAUGUCCGGGGGCAAGGUAGAUGAAACGCUGGUCAAAAGCACUUGUCUGCAUCAGUGGCCAAAACGCAAAUCAGCAGAUAUGAGCAAGCUGUUCUCUCAGGAUGUGCUACGGGUGCUGUUGUCCCUCCAGCCGGUGUUGCAGGAUACCAUUCAGAAGAAGAGGAGUGUUCGCUCCUGGGGCGUGCAGGGACCUCUCACCUGGCAGCAGUUUCACAAAAUGGCUGGCAGGGGAUCCUAUGGCACAGAUGAAUCCCCGGAGCCCUUACCCAUCCCUACCUUCCUGGUGGGAUACGAGUACGACUUCGUGGUGCUUUCUCCCUUUGGCUUGCCCUACUGGGAGAAGCUUCUCCUCGAUCCUUUUGGCUCCCAGAGGGACGUGGGAUACGUGGUUGUAUGCCCAGAGAAUGAGGCUCUGUUCCGAGGAGCCAAGACCUUCUUUAAGGAUCUGACUGCCGUGUAUGAGGCGUGCCAGCUCGGCCAGCACAGGCCCAUCUGUAAGACAUACCCCGAGGGUAUUUUGAAGGUUGGCACCAUAGAGGGUAGGAGCAUGAUGGAGCAGCCACUUAGUGACUGGUUCCUCAAGAUGACUGCCAGAGAUGGAAACAAUGAAGCCUUUAACAAGCUCAAACUCUUUGCUCAAGUGUGCCGCUACAACCUGGCCCCAUACUUGUCAGGCCAGUCUCUAGACAGCUCUCUGUUGUCCCAGCGGAGCCCCGCCGUGGUCUCCUCCUCCCAGACCUCUAGCUCCUCCAGCACCUCCUCAGGACCCCAGAGCACCAACACUACCAGCUCCAGCACCAGCUCUGCCCAGCCUGCCCAGGUCAACAGCACCCCUCCCUCGUCCUCCUCAGGCCCCCAGACUGUUGGGGGAAUGGCCUCGGCCAAGCCCAGCUCCUACACCCCCUUUGGGGCAGCAAACCUGCAAGGCAGCACGUCCCAAAACGGGCCGCAGUCAAAUACCCAAGGACCAGGGGGACUUGGAGAAAAUGGCCCUGCGGCCAACCAGCCUCAGGGCCCCGCCGAGACACCAGAGAGCACAAUGGAGCGGGACAAGGUUGGUAAGCCAACAGAUGGGGAGUCUCACGCAGUCUCCUACCCCCCAGCCAUCGUGGUGUACAUUGUAGACCCCUUCAGCUACGAAGACACAGACCGAGAAGUCCACUCCAGUGUCUACACUCUGGGUCUACUGCGCUGCUACCUGGAAAUGCUACAGUUCCUGCCGCCUCACAUCAGAAACGCUGUCUCAGUGCAGAUUGUUCCUUGCCAGUACUUAUUGCAGCCAGUGCACAGCGGAGAACGCCACCUUUACAGCCAGCACCUGAAGUCCCUUGCCUUCUCCGUCUUCACCCAGUGUCGCCGGCCUCUGCCUAAUUCCACCAAUUUCAAGGCUCUGACUGGCUUUGGCCCCGGUCUCGCCAUUGAUAUGGCACUCAAGAGCCCAGAGAGACCUGAGUGUCUUCGCCUGUACACGCCCCCCUUCAUCCUGGCACCGGUGAAAGACAAGCAGACGGAGCUUGGGGAGACAUUUGGUGAGGCCUCCCAGAAGUACAAUGUCCUGUUUGUGGGCUACUGCCUUUCUCAUGACCAGCGAUGGCUGUUGGCCUCUUGCACUGACCAACACGGAGAACUACUGGAGACUUGCAUCAUCAGCAUCGACGUACCAAACAGAGCUCGCAGGAAAAAGGGCUCUGCCAGGCGGUUGGGUCUGCAGAAGCUGUGGGAAUGGUGCCUUGGCCUGGUGCAGGUGACAUCUCUGCCCUGGAGGGUAGUGAUUGGACGGCUUGGCAGAAUGGGCUAUGGCGAACUGAGAGACUGGAGUAUUCUACUAAGUAGAAGGAACCUACAGUCCCUCAGUAAGCGGCUAAAGGAGACCUGCAAGAUGUGCGGCAUCUCGGCCGCUGACACCCCCAGCAUCCUCAGUGCCUGCCUGGUUGCCAUGGAGCCCCAGGGCUCAUUUGUCAUCAUGCCUGAUUCGGUGUCGACAGGCUCAGUGUUUGGUCGCAGCACUACGCUCAACAUGCAGACGUCCCAGCUGAGCACUCCUCAGGACACUUCGUGCACACACAUCCUGGUGUUCCCCACUUCUGCCAUGGUGCAGGUCAACACGAACACUACCGAGCCUAUUGAAAUCAACUUCAAUCCCAUCAAUCCAGAUGGAUCUGACGGGAUGGGUAUCUUUGACCUGUUCGACAAUGACAUGGUGGAUCCUGACCUGAUCAACAUCCUGCCCAACUCUCCCACCACUCCCCCUGGACACUCCCCUGGCUCACACUCCCAACACGGGGGAGAUGGCAGCAAGGGUCCUAACACAGAUCGAAUAGAGUCCCAUGAGGAAGCCCUGAACAUCCUACAACAGCCAAUGGCACUGGGAUACUUCAUCUCCACGGCCAAGGCUGGACCUCUCCCCGACUGGUUCUGGUCGGCCUGCCCUCAAGCCCAGAACCAGUGUCCACUCUUCCUCAAGGCGUCCUUGCACCUGCACGUGUCCUCUGUUCAAUCAGAUGAGCUGCUGCACAGUAAACACUCCCACCCCUUGGACUCUAACCACACCUCUGAUGUGCUCAGAUUUGUGCUGGAGCAAUACAACGCCCUCUCCUGGCUGACUUGCGACCCUGCCACCCAGGACCGGCGCUCGUGUCUGCCAGUUCACUUUGUGGUGCUCAACCAGAUGUACAACUUUAUCAUGAACAUGCUCUGAACUCUAAAGGGAUCCGACAACUGAGCUGUAAGCGACCACUCAGUAUAAACAUGGAUUUUAUUUUAUUUUUUUGCUUUAAAAAGGAUCCCCAUGAUUCGAUGGACCGCUUGCUCCAUCAAGGCAGAGAUGGAGCAUGCACCAUGAUGAUGAUGAUAAUGAUGACGACGAUUAUGAUAAUGAUGCACUCCCCCCUCCCAGUUGUAUCACAACACACAACACUUGACUGACUGGAAGCUUCCAAUCAACAUUUAAGUCAAGCAAAUGCCAAGAAUCCAUUUUAACAAUUUUGGAUGAUGAUUUAAAAGACUUUUUAUUCAUAAAGGAAAACAAAUUGUCUUUUUAAUGACUGUAGAUUGCAAUCUAUGAAAUUUUAUCCUAAUGAAAUGCCUGCAAAUAUUAUUUAUUGUAAGUUUUUAAAUGUGGAAUUUUUAAUGCUUAAUAUCUUUUAUAUAUUACAAAAUCCUAGAGGGUGUGUAUAUUGCCAUCUCACUGUAAAGGAAUUGGUUUAAAAAGUGAUGUAAUUUUCUCAAUUACAAUACGGAAAACCCGUUCGAAGUGAAUUUGCUGUAGAUUGCUUCUAGAGUAUUAUUUUUUCAAAGGGUACAGACCUUUUUAUUGCCAUGCUGUAAAAAUGAAGUGGGCUGGCCUGGGCAUUUGUGUCCCACCCAACGAGUGGAUGAGACUUACCUCUCCGUCUGCUUUCGAUGCCAGAGUCUCUCGCACAGUAACUCAAUGAGCUCUGAAGAAGACGAAAUAAAAGGUACAUUGUCAGAUUAUAUAUUUUAUAUAACAGAUUUAGGUAACCGUGUGUGUAUAUGUGUACAUAUAAUUGUGUGCCGCUACUGAUGGUGCAGCUUCUGUUUUAGAAAUAAAGUGCGUCCACC
Lampris incognitus (smalleye Pacific opah) is the source of this 8439-nucleotide messenger RNA. Its product is annotated as mediator of RNA polymerase II transcription subunit 13-like. The transcript is spliced from 30 exons. The record is from RefSeq and is a predicted model, not a curated record. Bases 1181 to 7555 code for a protein of 2124 amino acids. Gene Ontology annotation, biological process: regulation of transcription by RNA polymerase II. Lineage: Eukaryota; Metazoa; Chordata; Actinopteri; Lampriformes; Lampridae. Gene Ontology annotation, molecular function: transcription coregulator activity. Gene Ontology annotation, cellular component: mediator complex.